This is a messenger RNA of Vicia faba (fava bean), 1050 nucleotides long. The record is from the annotation of a GenBank genome assembly. NCBI's taxonomy places the organism in Eukaryota, Viridiplantae, Streptophyta, Magnoliopsida, Fabales, Fabaceae.
AUGUCUUCUGGAACGGCAACGGUUGUUUCUUGCGCGAAAUUGAAGGACACUGAAUGGAUUUCAAGACAAGAUCCCUACGUUUGUCUUGAAUACGCUUCCACCAAGUUCCGGACAAGAACCUGCACAGACGGUGGAAAACAUCUGGUGUUUCAAGAGAAGUUCGUUGUGCCGCUGAUCGAAGUUCUUCGUGAGUUCACUGUUGUUGUUUGGAACAGCAAUAUCCUCACAUUCGAUGGUUUUAUAGGCACGGGAAAGGUUCAAUUGAACAAGGUUUUGUCUCAAGGUUUUGAUGAUUCUUCUUGGCCGCUUCAAACCAAAUCUGGAAGGCACGCAGGUGAAGUCAAACUUAUAUUGCAUUCUGCUAAUGCCAAACUAAAUCAACAGAAACUAGAUUCUUCCUCAACCCAUGUGGCAACAACACCCCUUCCUUCCUCUUCCUCAAAACAAAACCCCAAACCCAUACACAAUGAUGCACCACCACCACCAACAACAACAACAACAUCGUCGACAUCGACAUGGUCAAAACCAAACAAGGAACCUACCUAUGAGCGCUUCUGUUCCCAACCACCUUCGCUGGUAACUCACCUUCGUUCCUCUCUCAACAAUCUUCAACAACUCAGGGUUCUUGAUUUGCACAGUAACGAACUCUGGGAUGACAUUGGUGACCUUCUUCCCACUCUUCGGAACCUCGAGUUCCUAGAUUUGAGUCAGAAUCAGUUCUAUGGUGGACUUUCCAUUACUCUUGAGAAUGUUUCCUCUUUGGCUAAUACUGUUCGGUUUUUGAACGUCAGUCACAAUAAAUUGAACGGGAACUUCUUUCUGAAGGACGCAAUUGGGUUGUUUCGGAACUUGCGAGCUUUGGAUUUGAGUGAUAAUAUGAUUAGAGGGGAGCUUCCUUCUUUUGUUUCCUUGCGUGAACUUCGAGUUCUGAAACUUGCGAGUAAUAUUUUCUUUGGGGCUGUGCCGGAGGACUUGUUGUUGACUUCAAUGUCUUUGGAAGAAUUGAAUCUCAGUUCCAAUGGAUUUACUGGCUCAAUUGGGGGGUUCUGA